GAAAGCCCCAGGCCGCAGGGGAGAGCCAGGCGCAGGUCAAGGGGCAGUGCCGGCUUAAGAGAGCCCCGGGCGCGCUCCUCGGGCCACCUGCGGCUGCGGCGAGGCCCCGCCAGCCGAGGCGCGCGGGCAGGGCGCUCUCUGAAGAGCUGGGCGCGGGCUCCAGGGUUCUGAGCGUCCCCAAACCCGGGGAGAGUUCGAUAAAAGCAAGAAACCUUCGCUAACAAAAUGAAGAUCCUAAUUUUAUUUGUCCUGAUCCUUUGGACUGAAACAUUGGCAGAUCAGAGUCCAGAGCCAGGUCCUCAGUAUGCAGAUUUGGUGUUCCUGCUGGACAGCUCUGAUCACCUGGGGACUAAGUCCUUCCCUUUUGUGAAGACAUUCAUCACCAAAUUGAUCAGCAGUCUCCCCAUAGAGGCCAACAAAUACCGCGUGGCCCUGGCUCAGUACAGCGACAAGAUCCACAGUGAAUUCCAGCUGGGCACCUUCAAGAGCAGGAACCCCAUGCUGAACCACCUCAAGAAGAACUUCAACUUCAUUGGUGGCUCCCUACGGAUAGGAAAUGCCCUCCAGGAGGCUCACAGAACCUAUUUCUCUGGACGUGCAAACGGUAGAGACAAAAAAGAGUUCCCCCCGAUUUUGGUGGUCCUGGCUUCAGCUAAGUCCGAGGAUGACGUGGAAGAGGCUUCCAAGGCCCUGCGGAGAGACGGGGUGAGGAUCAUCUCUGUGGGGGUGCAGAAAGCUUCUGAGGAGAACCUGAAGGCCAUGGCCACGGCUCAGUUUCAUUUCAACCUUCGGACGGUCAGAGACCUCAGCACGUUUUCCCAAAACAUGAUGCAGAUCAUCAAGGAUGCGGUUCAGUACAAGGAGGGAGAAGAUGACACUGAUAUAGAAGUUCCCUUCCCUGUGGCCUGCCAGAAAGAUUCCCUUGCUGAUGUCGUUUUCAUGGUGGACGAGUCACUGGGAACCAGAGAAAACUUAAGGAACUUACAGAACUUCCUGAAGGACAUUACCGUCUCCCUGGAUGUGAAGGACAAUUGCAUGCGGAUUGGACUUAUGAGUUACAGCAACAGAGCUAAGACUAUUUCUUCUCUGAAAUCAAGCACAACCCAGUUUGAAUUUCUGGAGCAAAUCCAGAAGCUUUCUCUCCAGGCUGGGAAAUCCAAUGCUGGGGCUGCCAUUGACAUGAUGAGGAGAGAAGCCUUUUCAGAGUCAAGUGGCAGUAGAAGGGCACAGGGGGUGCCUCAGAUCGCAGUUCUGGUCACUAACAGGCCAUCAGAUGAUGAGGUGCGUGAGGCGGCACAGAAACUUCUGCGGGAGGAUGUAAUUGUGUUUGCCAUGAGCAUCCAAGGGGCUAACAAUACGCAGUUAGAAGAAAUAGUGUCUUACCCUUCGAGACAGAGGGUUUCCACGCUGAAGUCCUAUGCAGACUUGGAACGUUAUAGUAGGAUCUUUCAGAAAAAACUCCAGAAUGAAAUAUGGGAUCAAAUUUCUAUUCGUGCCGAACAAAGGAAUCUUGAUGAGACUGGUUGUUUGGAUACAAAAGAGGCUGAUCUCUAUUUCCUCAUUGAUGGCUCAACCAGCAUCCAGAACGAACAGUUUGAGCAAAUCAAGAGAUUUAUGUUAGAGGUGACAGAAGUGUUCAGCAUUGGCCCAGGCAGAGUCCAAGUUGGAGUUGUGCAGUAUUCACAUGAGAUCAGAGAGGAAUUUUCUAUCGGUGUCUAUUCUAAUGAUGUGGACUUAAGGAAGGCUGUUUUGAACAUCAAGCAACUGACGGGUGAUACUCACACCGGGGCAGCCCUGGCCUUCAUGCUGCCAAAAAUAAGGGAGGGAAGGAAGCAGAGGCCAAGCAAGGUUCCCUGUUACCUCAUUGUGCUGACUGAUGGGCAGUCCCAGGACCACCACCGCAUCCUGGAAACUGCUAACAGGAUAAGGGCUGAAGGGGUCACCAUUCACGCAGUUGGCAUUGGGGAGGCUGACAAAACGGAGCUGCAACAAAUUGCUGGGAAUGAAGAAAGAGUUCACUUUGGGCAGAACUUUGAUUCUUUAAAAAACAUAAAAAGUGAAGUUGUUCACAGCAUCUGCACUGAGAAAGGAUGUGAAGACAUGAAGGCUGACAUCAUGUUUCUGGUGGACAGUUCUGGCAGUAUUGGACCUGAGAAUUUUGGGAAAAUGAAAACCUUCAUGAAAAACCUGUUAGCUAAGAUUCAAAUUGGUCCUGACAAAACCCAAAUUGGUGUCGUUCAGUUCAGUACUGAUGCUAAGGAAGAGUUCCAGCUUAAUAAAUACUUUACACAGAAAGAAAUUUCAGAUGCCAUAGACCGAAUGUCUCUCAUCAACCAAAACACUUAUACUGGACAUGCACUGGAGUUUGUAGAUCAGUACUUCAGCCGCCUCAAGGGGGCCCGUCCUGGGGUCAAAAGGUUUCUCAUCCUCAUCACGGAUGGAGAAGCACAGGAUGGUGUGAGGGACCCUGCUAGAGCUCUUCGGGAGAAAGAGGUGGUCAUAUUCUCUGUGGGAGUGUAUGGUGCCAAUAGGACUCAGCUAGAGGAGAUCAGUGGGGAUGGCAGCCUCGUCUUCCAAGUUGAGAAGUUCGAUGAUCUCAAGGCAAUAGAAAGUAAACUCGUCUUUCGUGUGUGUGCUCUCCAUGAUUGUAAAAGGAUUAACCUGUUAGACAUCGUGUUUGUGCUGGACCAUUCAGGCAGCAUAAAUUCACAACAGCAAGAAAGCAUGAUGAACCUAACUAUCCAUUUGGUGGAGAAAGCAAAUGUUGGCAGGGACCGAGUUCAGUUUGGAGCUCUCAAAUAUUCUAAUGACCCUGAGGAUCUUUUCUACCUUAAUACGUACUCAAAGGGAGCAGCAAUCACUGAGGAUCUGAGGAGGCGCAGGAGCACAGGCGGGAAUACCUUCACAGCCAAGGCUCUAGAGCACGCAAACAGCCAGUUCACUGAGAAACAUGGCAGCCGCAUCAAGCAAAACGUGAAGCAGAUGCUGAUCGUCAUCACUGAUGGGGAAUCUGAUGACCGAUCGCAGCUCAGUGACACAGCACUGAAAUUAAGAAACAAAGGCAUUAUCAUCUAUGCAGUGGGCGUAGGAAAGGCCGACCAAUAUGAACUUGAGGCUAUAGCAGGGGAUAAAAACAAUACUAGGCAUGUAGAUAAUUUUGACGAACUGAAAGAUACUUACCAGUUUCUACAAGAGGGUAUGUGUGCCAAUGCACAAGAGGUCUGUAAAAUUCAAGAAGCCGAUGUGAUUUUCCUUUGUGAUGGCUCUGACAGGGUAUCUGAUUCAGAGUUUGUUACCAUGACAACUUUCUUGUCAGACUUAAUUGAUAAUUUUGACAUUCAGUCUCAAAGAAUGAAAAUUGGGAUGGCUCAAUUUGGGAGCCACUACCAAGAAAUUAUUCAGUUGAAAAACUCUCUGACUAAAACCGAGUGGAAGAUGCAAAUUCAAACUAUCACCAAGAACCAUGGGCAUCCGAAAAUUCACUUGGCCCUUGAAGAAGUGGCAUUGAUGUUUCGUCCAUCUGCUGGUGGGAGAGGAAAAGCUGGUGUCCCUCAAACUUUGGUUGUUAUCACAUCUGGGGAUCCCCGCUAUGAUGUGUCAGAUGCAGGAAGAAUCCUGAAAGACCUAGGAAUUUGUGUCCUGGUUUUGGGCAUAGGGGACAUUCAUAAGGCGCAGCUUCUGCCAAUAACAGGCAAUUCUGAAAAAAUAAUAGCCUUUCAAGACUUCAAUAAAUUAAAGAGUGCAGACGUGAAGAAAAGAAUUGUCCGUGAAAUCUGCCAGAGCUGUGGGAAAAUCAAUUGCCUUGUGGACAUAGUGGUCGGGUUCGACAUUUCAACUCACCUACUGGGACAGCCGUUGUUCCUUGGCCACCCCCAACUGGAAUCAUACCUCCCAGGCAUCUUAGAGGACAUCACCUCCAUCAGGGGGGUGAGCUGUGGGAGAGGUGCAGAGGUGCAGGUGAGCGUAGCCUUUAAGGUGAACAGUAACCUAGAAUUCCCUGUCAAGUUCCAAAUCUACCAGAAAACGGUAUUUGACAGCUUGCAGCAAGUCACGGUCAAUGGGCCAACUCAUCUGAAUGCAGAGUUCUUGCAGUCGCUGUGGGACACGUUUGAGGAUAAAUCUGCAUCCCGAGGACAGGUGCUUCUCAUCUUUUCAGAUGGUCUUGGAGGUGAAAGCACCACAAUGCUUGAACAGCAGUCGGACAGGCUCAGAGAAGCAGGACUUGACGCUCUGCUGGUGGUAUCGCUAAACACAAAUGCUCAUGAUGAGUUUUCCAGCUUUGAAUUUGGGAAAGGAUUUGAUUACAGGACCCACCUGACCAUUGGAAUGAGAGAACUGGGCAAAAUGCUAUCACAAUAUCUGGGAAAUAUUGCAGAGAGGGCUUGCUGCUGUACAUUUUGCAGGUGUCCAGGGAUUCCAGGACCUCAAGGGACCCGAGGACUACCAGCUUCGAAGGGUUCUCCAGGUCUCAAAGGCAGCAGAGGACACAGGGGAGAGAGUGGAGACCCUGGAGGACGAGGAGAUACUGGACCCCAAGGAGAUAAAGGGACUGCAGGAUGUCCAGGGGAGCAGGGUCAGAAGGGAGCCAGAGGAUUUCCUGGAUAUAAGGGAGAAUAUGGAGCUGAUGGGAUUGCUGGACUCGAUGGGGAAGAGGGUGUUCAUGGAUUUCCUGGAAAAAAGGGAGAAAAAGGUGAUCCAGGAUCCCAGGGCCGCCCAGGUUCCAGAGGCCCCCCUGGGGGAUACGGGGAGAAGGGCUUCCCAGGGGACCCUGGUAAUCCAGGACGAAACAGUGACAUCAAAGGACAAAAGGGCUCCCGAGGAGAACAAGGAAGACAAGGUAGAACCGGACAGAAAGGAACGCAAGGCAGUCCUAAUUCCAGAGGAGGCAGGGGCAGAGAAGGCCAGAGGGGGCUCCAGGGCACCCCGGGGGUGCCGGGAGAUCCUGGAGCUGAAGGUGCACAGGGAGCUGAGGGACCACAAGGCCCACAGGGGUUAAAUGGAAUUCCUGGCAGGAAAGGAGAGAAGGGAAGCGAAGGCCAUAAAGGACCUCAGGGUUCUCCUGGGCCAGUGGGAGUGAAAGGGAGCAUUGGAGCACCUGGACUUUUGGGGAAAAAAGGACAACCUGGAAUUCUUGGAGUUCCUGGGCCAGUGGGGCAAGAUGGACAGCGAGGAAAACAGGGAGAUCACGGCAUCCCAGGCUAUGGUUCUAUAGGUCGAAAAGGAAUAAAGGGCCCAAGAGGAUUCCCUGGAGAUAUGGGGCAAAAGGGUGAUGCUGGUGAUCCUGGAAUUCCUGGGAGGCCGGGACCCAAAGGAUCUAGGGGAUUAACACUCCAUGUGGGCUGGAAAGGUGAGGAGGGAUCUCGAGGAGACCAAGGCCCUCCUGGACGGAAAGGCGCUAAAGGCAUGCCGGGCAAGUCUGAAUAUUCUCAAUGUGAUCUGAUCAAGCGCAUACGGACUCUUAGUCCUUGUUGGAAAGAAAAGUGUCCGGUGUAUCCAACAGAACUGGUAUUUGCCCUGGACCAGUCCUACGGUAUCACAGAACGGAGAUUUAAUGAAACAAGAGAUAUCAUCACUUCUAUUGUCAAUGACCUUGACAUCAGGGAAAAUAAUUGCCCUGUGGGAGCAAGAGUUGUUGUGGUUUCCUACAACUCAGACACCAGCUAUCUCAUCCGUCAGUCUGAUUACCGUAGCAAGAAGCAACUCCUCCAGCUCCUUUCCCAAAUAAAAUAUCAAAUCCCCACAGAAGCCCGAGACCUUGGUAAUGCGAUGAGGUUUGUGGCCCGAAAUCUUUUCAAGCGGACAUAUGCAGGAAACAACGUGAGGAAAGUCGCUGUGUUUUUUAGCAAUGGAGAAGCAGCCAGUAGGUCGUCCAUCAUCACGGCCACCAUGGAGCUUAGCGCCCUGGAUAUCAGUCCGGCGGUCUUUGCUUUUAAUGAACGGAAUUUCCUUGAUGAGGUUUUUGGGUUUGACAAGACUGGAACAUUUCAGGUGAUUCCAGUUCCUCCAAAUGGGGAAUAUGUACCACCGGAAAGAUUUCGGCACUGUACACUUUGCUAUGAUAAAUGUUUUCCAAAUUCUUGCGCCAAAAAGGUAUUUUUCCCUGAAAAUGCGUACAUCGAUGUGGCCUUCCUCUUAGAUAAUUCUCGGAAUAUAGCAAAUGAUGAGUUUAAAGCUAUGAAAACCUUGGUGAUCUCCAUGCUUGACAACUUCGACAUUGCUUCCAACCCUUUAACCUCAGACUCUGGUGACAGGAUUGCCUUGUUGACCUAUUCUCCUGGGGAUAGUUCUAGGAGAAAGAUGGGUGCAGUAAAACCAGAAUUUGAGUUUACGACUUAUGUCAAGGAAGACGUAAUGAAGAGCCACAUCCAGACUAUCCUCCAGCAGCUAAAUGGAGAAACCACUAUUGGCCAUGCCCUACUGUGGAUCAUGCAGAAUCUCUUCCCAAAAACUCCCAACCUGAGAAAACACAAGGCUAUCUUUGUGGUCUCAGCUGGAGAAAAUCAUGAGAGAAAGGAAUUCUUAACGAAGAUGGCUCUGAGGGCCAAGUGUCAAGGCUAUGUUAUAUUUGUGAUUUCCCUGGGCUCUACACAUGAGGAUGACAUGGAGGAGUUAGCCAGCUACCCACUUGAUCACCAUCUGAUACAGCUUGGGAGAAUUCAUAAACCAGAUCUGGAUUAUAUUGUGAACUUUUCAAAGCCAUUUGUAUACUCAAUCAGACGAGAAUUUAAUCAGUACCCACCACUGAUGCUUGACAAUGCCUGCAGACUCAUCCUUUCAGAAGAAGAGGAUCAUCAACAUAGUGGUCUCCUAUUUAUUCCUGAGCCACAUGAGGUUUCUUUAAGAGAGAACAGCUUCACUGACGAGGAAUUAAGUACUGUGAGAGACUCAUCUUUUGUCUUGGAGGAUAAUGGAAGUGACCAUUUGGUUUACACUCCAAGCCAAAUGUUUAUGCCACAGAAAUUAACAAUUAAAUAUGAAAAAGAUAAGGGUUCUGAAGACAUUGCAAGUCUCAAUUCUGGACAUGAAAACCAUGGCAGAAAAGAAGGACCAGGUCUUACUUAUGAACCUGGAGAUGCCUCUCAUCAAGCAUAUUACAUGGAUGUGGCUUUCCUCAUAGAUGCUUCCCAAAGAGUAGGAAGUGAUGAGUUUAAGGAAGUGAAAGCUUUUAUCGCCUCGGUGCUUGAUUACUUUCACAUUGCCCCAGAUCCUCUGACCUCCCCCUUAGGAGAUAGAGUGGCAGUCCUGAGCUACUCUCCUCUAGGCUAUAUGCCCAACACUGAAGAAUGCCCUGUUUACCUGGAAUUUGAUUUGGUUACUUAUAACAAUAUAUACCAAAUGAAACAUCAUCUCCAAGACUCUCUUCAACAGCUCAAUGGAGAUGUUUUUACUGGCCAUGCCCUGCAAUGGACAAUUGACAAUGUCUUUGUAGGAACCCCCAACCUGAGGAAAAACAAAGUUAUCUUUGUUAUAUCUGCUAGCGAAACCAACCCCUUAGACAAGGAAGUCUUAAGAAGUGUAUCUCUGAGAGCCAAGUGUCAGGGCUACUCUAUUUUUGUAUUUUCCUUUGGUCCCAUACACAAUGACAAGGAAUUAGAAGAAUUAGCCAGCCGCCCACUGGAUCAUCACUUAGUUCAGCUUGGCCGAACCCACAAGCCAGAUUUGAACUAUUUCGUCAAGUUUGUCAAGCCAUUUGUCCAUUCGAUCAGACGUGCCAUCAACAAAUAUCCCCCUGCAGAUCUGAGACCCAAGUGUGUUAACAUCAGCUCUCCCAACCCAGAGAACGAUGGCACAGAAAACUCUGUUUUCUUUAUUCCUGAGGUGUAUGAAAUAGAGACAGAAAACAGUGAGCUGUUUGGUGAAUUUGGUUCCCAGGAGCAGCAUGUCUUUGUAGUAGGGAGCAAUCACAGUAGUGGUUCUGAGAUCACUACUGAUUUGAUCCGGAAGUUAUACAUGCUCUUUUCAACUGGGGAACUGAUGAUGAAAGACAAGGAGGAGGCACAUUCAGAAGAAACUGCAGCUCCAGCAAAUGAUAAACAACAAAAUAAAAAAGAUGGUGAGGAUGCAAGAUGAUCAUAGCAGCAAAGAAGAUAGCUCCAUUGGCAUGUGUAAUUCCAUGUGGUUGUAACCAGAGAGCAUAAAUCAUCUGUUAGAGGUGGAGCAUUAGGUGGCAGGAAUUUUUCAUGAAAAGAAUUGGCUAGUUACAUGCUAAAUUUGUUCUGUUUCAAAUCUGAGGGAAACACAUUUCUGAGUGAAGACAUCAAUGAACAGGCCUGAGAAACUAGAAAUGAUUUUGUUUCUCCUGAGAAUUGGGACAACUGACCUUGAAGAGUUGACUGAAUUUUUUCUUUGACAGCUCUGUAUGGGUCAGGCAUCAAUUCCAAUGAUGUAUCUGCCUAAAUAAGAUUUCUGUCAUAAUUUUCAUCCUAUCUAUACCUCAAAUGGGACUUGAGUAAAAAGCAGUUACAAUUAGAAUUUUCUGGGAAUGUCUUCUAGCUAUUCAUAGAACUAGACACCCAUGCCUAUGUCUUCAGUUCUGAUAAGACCCCAAUGUUGCAUCUAGCACUGAUUGCCCUGUAAAACCCACCUGUGAGGCUGCCAUCACCAUAGUCAAUGCUUGCUCUUUACCAAGACAUUUACAAAAGAACGGAAUUUGUGAGAAAGAAAAAAGUGAAACGAGGCUAAUUGUAUGAACUUCUAUUUUGUGCUGUCAUCAUUUGUUUUAUGUUUUGGUAUACUUUGCUUUGUGUGUACUUGAUUUUUGCUGCAAAAAACAAAACAUUAUGAAAAAGGAUGACCGGUUCUGUAUGACCGGAAUGCUUCUUGGGAAUUACAACAUGGCAAGAGACAAGUUCUGAAAUAAAAGCAAGUCUGACCUGGAA
Messenger RNA from Equus quagga, 8879 nucleotides. RefSeq names its product collagen type VI alpha 5 chain (gene COL6A5). The record is from RefSeq and is a predicted model, not a curated record. The coding region runs from base 226 to 8070 and encodes 2614 amino acids. Gene Ontology annotation, biological process: extracellular matrix organization. The transcript has 41 exons. Lineage: Eukaryota; Metazoa; Chordata; Mammalia; Perissodactyla; Equidae. Gene Ontology annotation, molecular function: extracellular matrix structural constituent conferring tensile strength.